This is a messenger RNA of Macrosiphum euphorbiae (potato aphid), 447 nucleotides long. Lineage: Eukaryota; Metazoa; Arthropoda; Insecta; Hemiptera; Aphididae. The record is from the annotation of a GenBank genome assembly.
AUGAAAACUUGUUCUAUUAAAGGUUGUAAAACAACCAUUAAAGAAGAAGGUAUUAAAAUGCAUGGUAUACCCAAAGGGAAUAUUGGUGAUCAAUGGGUCCACCAAAUAAGACAAUUUCAGCCAGAUUUUCAGCAAACAAAAUAUACCGUGAUUUGUAGUAAACAUUUUGUUGAAUCAGCUUAUUUUGAAGGUGGAAUAUAUGGUAAAAAGGUUUUGGACAAAUCUGCACUACCUACUAUCAAUAAAAAUCUUUUUCCAAGUGAAAAUAAUGACGUCGUUGAGGUAUUUCCUGACAAUUUGAAUGUAACAUUCCUCAGUGAUAGUGAGUGUCAGUUGGACAAACAGAAUACUCAAUGUAUGAUACCAGAACAAAUGGUUUUCAAAGACUCAGAUGAAUCAAUAAAUUCUGCCAUUAUAGAUACACCAAUGCCUGUAAAAUCCAUGUAG